Molecule: messenger RNA, 2858 nt
Organism: Thunnus maccoyii (southern bluefin tuna)
Lineage: Eukaryota; Metazoa; Chordata; Actinopteri; Scombriformes; Scombridae
Gene: plppr3b
Product: phospholipid phosphatase related 3b
Exons: 8
Coding region: 285-2495 (736 amino acids)
Biological process (GO): phospholipid metabolic process; signal transduction; phospholipid dephosphorylation
Molecular function (GO): phosphatidate phosphatase activity
Source: RefSeq, a predicted model, not a curated record
CACACACACACACACCGUGCAGCUCUCCAGCAGGAAACAGAAAACCGUCGCUGGACUCGGAUCUGCUUCAUUUCAGGGAGAACAGAGACUGAACCGAGACAAACCGGGACAGACCGGACCUAACCGGGACUGAAACCGAGCCGCUGCAGCCCGGUGCAUCAGGCGGCAGGUGUGUCCGGUGGAGCGGGUCUGUUGCCGGGGUAACGGGUCGGUUCUGCUGCUGGAGGACAAAACGUGACGUGAAUCAAAGCGGAUCGAUGAUCUGACAGCAGGAGACGAUCAGGAUGAUGAUGAACUCGUCAGAGAAGAUGAAGAAGAAACCUCCGAAGGAUAGUCUGACUCUGCUGCCAUGUUUCUACUUUGUCGAACUGCCCAUCGUGGCUUCUUCUAUGGUGUCUCUGUACUUCCUGGAGCUGACCGACGUGCUGCAGCCGGCGCAGGUCGGCUUCCGCUGCCACGACCGCGACCUCAGCAUGCCGUACGUGGACGGAGGAGAUGAACUCAUCCCGCUGCUGAUGCUGCUGAGCCUCGCCUUCGCAGGACCUGCCGCCUCAAUCAUGUUGGUGGAGGGUUUGAUCUACUGCCUGCAGUCCAGACUGAAGCUGCGCCGAGCCGAAGGAAGCAUCAACGCUGGAGGCUGCAACUUCAACUCCUUCCUGAGGAGGACGGUGCGCUUCGUAGGUGUGCAUGUGUUCGGUCUGUGUGCGACGGCUCUGGUCACUGACAUCAUCCAGCUGUCGACAGGUUACCACGCUCCGUUCUUCCUCACCGUCUGUAAACCAAACUACACUCAGGCCGGAGUCUCCUGUGACAAGAACCCCUACAUCACAAAAGACAUCUGCUCCGGACAUGACCAGCACGCCAUCAUGGCCGCCAGGAAAACUUUCCCUUCCCAGCAUGCAACGCUGUCGGCCUUCGCUGCUGUGUAUGUCUCUAUGUAUUUUAACUCGACCAUCUCCGACAGCACUAAGCUGCUGAAGCCCGUCCUGGUGUUUGCGUUCGCCAUUGCAGCGGCGCUGACGGGUCUGACUCAGAUCACGCAGCAUCGCAGUCAUCCCAUCGACGUCUACGUGGGCUUCCUCAUCGGAGCGUUCAUUGCUGCCUACCUGGCGUUUCACGCUGUGGCCAACUUCAGGUCCUCUGAUGACAUCACUGUGGCCCCGCCUCCUCCGCCCCCGAAGGAGGACCCUCUGCGAGCGCUGACGGAGCGAGGACACGAGUCUGUCUACAACAAAGGCCCCGCCUCCGCCUCCGAGAGUAACGAUGAGAUAGCGGCAGCUCCGGCCCCCAGGGACCGGAUGGAGGGCCUGGGACCCCUGCAGAGGGAGAAGACCUCCAUGGGGAGCCUGAAGAGAGCCAGUGUGGACGUGGAGCUGCUGGCCCCUCGUAGCCCCAUGGGGAAGGAGACCAUGGUGACCUUCAGCAACACUCUGCCGCGAGCGAGCAUGAACGUCAACGGGGUGCUGGGCGCCAACGAUGGGCCGGAGGAUCUGGUCCAGCCGGUUCAGCCGGUCCAGCCGGUCCAGAGGCGUCUGAAGGCGGUCCAGGUCCCGAUGGACCCCCUGCGGUCUCAGCAGCUGGUGUCAGAGUGGAAGCAGAAGUCGAUGGAGAUGCGUGGCCUGAGCGUGCGGGACGAGGCGGAGCGCGAGGCCAGCGAGGACGGCUCGGAGGGGGGCUCUGUGGUGACGGACGACGGGGGGUCUCAGGCACCCAUCUACCAGCCCGCAGUGCAGUCUGGGAGGACCGUCUCUAAUCGUAACCCUACUCCACCUCCAGGGGGAGCCAAAGUGGUGGCGACUCCCAGACCGCCUCAGAUCCCUGAAGCAGGACCACCGCCGGUCUCCCCAAAGAGUGCGCUGACCCGUGCCAAGUGGCUCGCCAUCCGAGAGAAGACCAGCGGGGACGGGUCAUCCCGCACCGCCAACCAGCCCCGACUCAUGCAGGUCAUCGCCAUGACGAAGCAGCAGGGCCUCCUCCCCUCAUCUUCCUCUGGGGAGAGGUCGUCUGAGACCACCUCCACCUGCUCCGGUUCCUCCUCCACUGACUCGCCGCACUACCGCCCCACCGAGCAGCCUCGGGAGGGCUCGGGUAUCGUCACCGUGGACGCCCACGCCCCCCACCACCCUGUAGUCCAAGCCCCGCCCCCUCCUCAAGCCCCACCCUUGGCUGGUAAUGGUAACCCAUGGGAGUGGGCAGGGUCUAAUGGGGGCGACCCGCGAGACACCUACGACCUGAACAGCCUCCACCGGGGAGACUCAGCGGCCCGCGGCAGCAGCUUCCGGCCGCACCGAUCCGCCUCGCCAUGUGCCGCCAUGGAGCUCGACCCGGCCCUGCCCCCGCCUCACGCACAGGUGGAGUUGUCUGCGGACGCACAGCGAAGGGAAAUGGCCAUGAGACGCAAGACAGCGCUCGUUCUUUUGGAUCGAGAGAUUCGUAACCAGACUGAGCAGGAGAACUAUUAUAAGAGUCUGCAGGGACGCCGGUUCAAGGACUAGUCUCUCACCUUUCAAAACAAACGCCUUACUUUGACACUAACAGCUUGGCACCUGGACCACCGGAGGACCGCGUUCAUAUGCAUUUACUGAGCUUAAUGAGAUGGAAAGUUGGAGCGGCGAGAGUCUGAUGCUCGGUGGCUCAACAGGAAACAUGUUUUAUCUGCAGAAACAACAACAGAUUAUCUCAGCAUCACACUGCUGCUGCUUUCAGUCACACAUUCUCAAUAACACACAUAGGUCCACCUGGAAUCACCAAACUCUAUAUACUGCAGGAACUUAAAGGAUAUGUCUGGUCAAGUCAAGUCAAUUUUAUUUAUAAAGCGCCAAAUCCCAACGGAGGUUAUCUCAGGGCACUUUUCACAU